CUACCAUGUAAGACAGUAACCAUAGGUACAUAGUAAAUUCUAAACUUAUAAUCUGUCAUGAACAACAUUCAAUUAUAAAAUAAUAAUGAUAAAGAAACCAUCACUGAAUGAUAUAUGAUGAUGUAUAAUAUGAAGAAAAGAAAAAAUCAAUAUUUGAGAUUACAUUUCGCAUAUUUACAAAAAUAUAAUGGCAAACAUUUAAAAUUUAUCUUGUAACUAUAGAUAUAUAUAUAUAUAUACAUAUAAUUAAAAGUUAACAUCAUCAUCUUGAUCAUCAUCAUCAACAUCAUUUCGAUCAUCAUCUUGAUCAUCGUCAUCAUCAUUUCGAUCAUCGUCUUGAUCAUCAUCAUCAUUAAGAUAUUUCAUAAAAAGGAAAACAAUUCUGGGAUUAAUUUUAUCAUCACGUGUUUUUUUUACAAAAAGCAUUUUUUUUUACUAUGUGGUUAAUCUAAGAGAAAAAAAACAAUUAUGGGUUGCGUGAAUACAAAAUCAAUUUUAGAUAAAUCAAUUGAAGACAUUGAAAAACCUGAAAUUUUAUUGAAAAUUGUAUUAAUCUUUUCACAGGCUGAUAAACAAACUCAAUUAAUGAUUGAUGCAGCUCAACAAUUAAAACAUAAUUGUACAUUGAUCAGUACAAUUAUAGAGAAUACAACAAAAAAAGAUAUAGAUAAGAUAAUGAAUGAAAAGCUUAUUGAUUUACAACAGAUUAUUGAUAUGGUUGUAUUGGAUGUUCGUAAACUGAAGCCGAACCGGUCUUUCAGUAUGCCCGGUACCAAAUCGUCACAAUGCUCAGAAAUCAAUAUCAGUAAUAAUAACUUUAGUCCAUCAUUGAGCAAUUGGUGUAAACAACUUAGAAGUUAUUCAUCGACAAAAGAUUCAGUUAUUGUAGGAUUAUUAAGUCGGAAAUGUUCUUCGGAUCAAAGAAAAAUACUUAUGAAUAAAGCUUUAAAAUCUGGUUGUAAUAAAUGUAUUUUUGAAGCAACAACUGUAGAUGAUUUUUGUGAAGAAUUAAAAAAUUUUGCUAAUAAUGAAUGGAAAUUAUUAAAUCAAUUAAGAAAUUACAUUUGUACUAACAAUAUUACUACCAAUACAACAACAACAACAACAACUACUACUAUUACGACUACUACUACUAGUACUACAACUAGUAGUACUAGUAGUACUAGUACUCCCACUACUACUUCCACCAUAGAUAAUAAUGAUACAACAACAACAAAAGCAAUAAACAUUGUUACUACCUCUAAUAAUAAUGAUCACAUUGUAGAAUCAGACAACAUUCAAUCCAAUACAGAAUUAAAUGAGAUUUUACUAAAAAAUGAGUGUAAAAUUCAAAUGAAAUCAGAGACUAGACAACCGACAAUUAAAGAAUCCGUCGAUAAUGAAAUAACAUCAACAGAUGAACUGAAAGCCAAUGUUAUUGAUUCAGUCACUGUGUUACAUGAGCAAGGAAAGAAAUUUAGAGAAUUUAUAUCCGUACGAAAAACUAGAAACUCAGAUACAAACAAUAUUGUCAGUUUAAGUGCGUUAUUACAUUCUAGAUGUCCAGAUUUUUCAUCACCAAUGUGUAAAGUAAUUGGAAUUUUAAACUCUGCACGUGUUCGUAGUCCAUUACCAGUAGCAAAAGAUUUACAAAAAGCUAUUAAUUUAAUAUGCAGUUCAAAUGUAUUUGUGGAUCAAAUAAUGAAACCAUUAAGUCGAACAAAUGAUCCUAUUACAGCAGAUUUAAUUGAAGGUUUGAUAACUGGAUCAAACCUAGCUAGAGAACCAGAGAACUUAUUAAAACUUCGAUCUUUGGCUAAAUCUCUAAAAGGAUCUGAAAAUGUUACAACAACAUUGUCAACUUUACAAAAUAGUUCAGAAAUUGAAACUUGUCUAUCAAAUUAUGAUAAAUGGGAUUUCAACAUAUUUGAUCUUGAACGAUUAACUAAUAAAAAACCUCUCACUUAUUUAGGUAUGAAGAUAUUGGACAGUUUUAAUGCUCUUAGUGUACUACGUAUACCUAGUCAAAUUUUAAUUGGUUGGUUAACAGUAAUUGAAGAACAUUAUCAUGUGGAUAAUCCAUAUCAUAAUGCUACACAUGCAGGUGAUGUUCUACAAGCAUCAGCUUACUUUCUACAACAUAGUUUAAUAAGAUCAAUAUGCACAAAUAUCGAUGAAGUUGCUACACUUCUAGCCGCGAUAGUACAUGAUGUAGACCAUCCGGGGAAAACAAAUCCAUUUCUUGUGAAUAGUAAUGAUCCAUUAGCUAUUCUAUAUAAUGAUAUUGCUGUAUUAGAAAGUCAUCAUGCGGCUGUUUCAUUUGAAUUAACCCUCCGAUCACCUGACAUCAAUAUUUUUCAGAAUUUAACACGUGAAGAAUAUCGUACAAUGCGUAGCUAUAUUGUGGAUAUGGUAUUAUCUACUGAAAUGGUACGACAUUUUGAUAUAGUUACAAAAUUUGUAAAUACAUUAAGUAAACCAAUGCUUGCAAAGAAUCGACACCAUGAUCGUUCAUCUGUUGGUAGUAUGAGUUCUAUGGAAUCAUGUUCUAUGGGAAUGAUAAUAUCUCAUUCUACUUCACCAAGUCCUGGACAAGAACGUAUAUCUAGUACAUUAGAAAACUUAUCAACUGCAGAAAAUAGAACAUUAAUUAAACGUUUAAUAAUUAAAUGUUCCGAUGUUAAUAAUCCUACAAGACCAUUAUCUAUAUGUAAAGAAUGGGCAACAAGAAUAGCAGAAGAAUACUUUUGUCAAACUGAAGAAGAGAAACGACGUAAUUUGCCUAUUGUUAUGCCAAAUUUUGAUCGACAAACUUGUAAUAUUUCACAAUCUCAGUUAUCAUUUAUUGAUUUCUUUUUAAAAGGAAUGUUUUCAGGAUUUGAUUGUGUUUUUCCAAUACCUGAACUAAUGAGUAAUCUAGAAAGUAAUACAGCUUAUUGGUCUAAUAAUAUUGAAAAAGAGAAAAAACAACAUACAACUUAUCAAAUAGAAACAAAAUCAAUAUCUAUUCACCAGGAUUAAAUUUUUAUUUUAUUUUAUUUUUCUGUUUUUUGUUUGUUUUUCGGUUUUAAAAUUUAUUUUUCAAUACUUUAAAUUUAUUUGUUCUCUUGUUACCAAGUUAGAAACAGAUUAAUGUAGACAUAUUAAUAUAUAUAAGCAUGUACAUCAAAUCUAUCUAUCCUAUUCUCUUUUAUUUUAUCCUGUCUUAUCCUAUCUAUCUAUCUAUCUAUCUACUUAUCUAUCUACCCUAUCCUACUUUAUUCUAUCCUAUCCUAUCUAUCUAUCUAUCUAUCCACACAUCUAUCUAUCUAUCUACUUAUUUAUCUAACCUAUCCUAUUUUAUUGUAUCCUAUCCUAUCUUAUCCUAUCUAUUUAUCUAUCUAUCUAUUUAUCUAUCUACUUAUCUAUCUAUCUACCCUAUCCUAUCCUAUCCUAUUUUGUUCUAUCCUAUGUCAUUAUCUAACUAUCUAUCUGUCUAUUCACACAUCUAUCUACUUAUAUAUCAUUGCAUUGAUAUAGAAGAAAGAAUAAUCUAACAGAAUCAUAUCGAUUGUAUACUCAUCAAUUAUUAGUAUUGUUAUAGUUAUUGUUUUUAUUGUUAUCAAUUAUUUAAUUCUUAAUGAAUAUUCGUAAAAUUAAUGAAUUCCGUAUAAACUAUACAUAGAACAGUUGAAAACGAAAAACAAAAAAAAUUUUUCUUUUCUAAACAAAGAAAACAAAAAAAAACAAUAAAAAGAAAAAUAAACAAAACAAUAUAGAAUUUUUGUUUGAAAAUUUUUCUUGGCGUUUUUAUAUUGUUAAUUCUUUUUUCUUUCUUUUCUUUUCUUUACUUUGCUUUUUUUCCUGUUUUCUUUUUCUUUUUGUUUUUUUUUGUAUCAUAGAUAAUUAUUCAGUUAAAUUCUUUGAAAUAAUUCAAAAGAUCCAUCUUCACUUCUAGAUCUAUCUUCAUUAUAUUCAUACUGAUAUUCUCAUUUGUCAUUAUUUUUAGUUUUAAUGACGUUUUUGUUUUCUUUUUUAAUGAGAUACCAAAUUAAGUUGAUAGAGAAGUUUUGAGUGUUGUACAAGAAUGCUUAUAAUUACAUAGAUACAUCAUUACUACUACCAAUACUACUACUACUACUACUAUUACUCUUAUGAGUAGUAGUAGUAGUAGUAGUAAUAUUCCUUAUAAAUAAUUUUGUUUAUUCAAACAAAUCAUUUAAAUUCAAUUCAUAUUAUUAUACAAUUCAAUAUUAUUCAAUGAAUAUUCUUUAUUCAUGUCUUACGAUUUAUUACUAAUAAAGAUGAAUAUAAGUAGUAUUUUUUUAAAAAAUGAAUCAAUAUUUUAUUUUAUUUCAUUGUUUGUUUUGUUUUCUACAAAGUAAAACAAUCAAAUUUUACUUUAUCUUACUAUUCUCUAUUUCUAAUUGUCUACCUCGUGUAGAAUCAUGUUACAUUGUGUUAUUAUUGAUUUAUGACAUUUUUUUAUUGAUUCAUUAUUUAUUGACUUAUUGACUUACUUACUGAUUCACUUAUUGACCUACUUAAGCCUAUUACUCUCAAUGGAUCAUAAGCUACCGACUAGCAUUCUCUAUAUAAGUUUAUAUUUCUAUGUUAAUAGAAUGUCUACAUGUAUUCCUUUAUGUCUUAGUAACUAUGACCAUCCUCAAAGAAUAUGUUCUUCCAUAAUAGAAAUGUAUUAUUAAUAUUAUUAUUAUUAUUAUUGUUAUUGUGAAUAGUAGUUCUUAUUUGACCUAUAUCCUCUAUAUGUAUUGUACAGUGAAAAUGUAACUAUUAUUGUCAUGUUCUAUUGUAUUUAUAUUAUUGAUAAUUGACAUUAUAUAAUACCAUGUAAUCAAUUCAAACAAUUGAACAAAGCUUAUGAUGAUGUAAUCAUUUAUAUUAUGUUGUUUAUGUGAUGUGACUACUAUUGUAAAUCAACAGUAUGAAUAUUGUUAUUAUAAAAUGUUAUGAAUCAAUAUAAAUAUUCUUGUCAUUGUGU
Molecule: messenger RNA, 4960 nt
Organism: Schistosoma spindalis
Lineage: Eukaryota; Metazoa; Platyhelminthes; Trematoda; Strigeidida; Schistosomatidae
Source: the annotation of a GenBank genome assembly